Cladocopium goreaui is the source of this 5676-nucleotide messenger RNA. The record is from the annotation of a GenBank genome assembly. Lineage: Eukaryota; Dinophyceae; Suessiales; Symbiodiniaceae.
AUGUCCGAUCGAGCCCGACUGGAAAUCAAAAUUGAAGAAUUGAUUUCCAGGCUCAGUCGCCUUGAGUUGCGUGUGUCGGAACUUGAGUCCAAUCAGUUUGAGCUCGUAAGCGCUGCUGCUGAGGUACCGGCAUCCGGAGCAUCCGAGCAUACAGCUGCAUCUGCUGCUGCUGCACCUGAGCACCGGCCAGUUUCUGCUCAGUCCAGCUCAGUCCCCAUUUUUGAUUACCCAUCAAUUGCCAUUGAUCCUGUGAGGGAGGACCGUUUGAUCAGCAUUGGACAGUGGAUUUCCAGAGCUUUGCGAAAUCAGAUCACAGGUCUUUCAGGUCGUGAGAAGUUACCAGAGCCCAGUCAGUUUUAUUUGGUUUUCCGAGGAGUGAACGGCGUUGUGUAUAACCCUGUGAAGGUGUUUGCAACUUUCGAGGAGUCUUGCCGCUUUGUCAAGUCCCGCGGGGGGUCCUUGGGUCGUUCGGUCUUCAUUGGAGUUCCAAGCAAGGCUGACGGGAGGAUCAUUUGCUCAGCUGCCGGCGCGGCCUGCCUCCAGCACCAGUUUUCGUCAUUCAUUGGGUCUGAGCCCUUCGUUCCUGAGAGUGUCUUUUUGUUGCAGCCUGACGGCACUGCUGAUCCCUUUUACCAGAUCGGUUUGAUUCGUUUGCCUGCAUUGGGAGGUGCCGAAGUGCCCUCUCCUGUUCCGGUCAUUUUGAUCACUCGUGUGCAAGGAAAAGUUCUAGCAGCUAUCCCUUUCAGUUUUUGGCAUCGCUCAGUUGCUCGUAGAAAAUUGCCCAGUCAAAGUUUUUCAAAGCCUGCUUCAGUUUCUGUUGGUGCAGUGUUGGACGUUGACCGCGAGAAUCCCCUAGACGGUACUUUCAUCAAGAUUUGGAUCGGUUUGCUUGGCGAAGAUCUUUUGCAAUGUCUGGAUUUUCUCCAAGUACAGCCAUUCGAGUUGGAAAAUGCUUUUCCGACCGAGCUGGACCUUCCGGAUCAUGUUCCCCUGGCCGAGGCGUUGCAGUCCGUUGCGGACGAAAAGUUCAGCUUCAUGACGGCCGAAUCUGGAGAUCUCAGCGCGGGGGGGGCGGAUCAGAGUCAGCGCAUUGCCCGAGUGGAGGAAGCAUUGAUAGAAGUCAAAUCGACCUUGCAGCAUCUAGCCCUGGGACGAGCCGCCUCUUCGAUGUUGGCGGGAAGAAAGCCCGAUUUGGCAGAUGUGGCUCGUCCUUCAGCUUUGCGCAAAACUCCAAGGCUGGAUGUCUUGGGAGAGAGCGAUGAAGAGGCGGAGCUCAGUGCGCCGAGCGCUCCCAAGCUGACACAGGCAGAGUUAGACAAUCCUGUGCAAGCUUCUUUGCAAAAGCUGACCAGCAUUCUGGAGAAUUUGACAAGUCCCACCAAGAAACCACACAGUCUGCAAGACACUUUAGACGAUUCCGUAGGUCAUGCGGAGGUGUCCUCUACUUCUUCCAGUGGGACUCACAGCCGAAGGCAUGCAGCUGUGCUUCAAACAUUGAGAAAAGCCAUGAGAGAUUGCCCAGAAGAGCUCUACUCCGUGCUGGAGAAGAACAUGCUGCACGACUGUGGUGCCCCAGAGAUUGGUCCCGGUUUGGGGAUUAUGACUGCGACGUUCAGAGGAUGGGCAGAACAUCGAUCUCGUGUGCCGAACAUCCAGGGCACGGUCCGCACCCUUUGCGCUAUCUGUGGAGCGCUCGAUGCGCUGAGGCAAAAUCGUGUGGCCGAGGCAAAAGCCAGACUCAGCCUGCUGAUAGCUGCCAUAGAUCAGGUUUCCUACGACAAAGGAUUGUGGUUGCUGGGUGCCGAGGUUCUCCUCGAAGAUGGACCCCCGUUUGGGAGCUUCACAAAGCAUCAGCCUCCAGAAGUUUACGAGGUCCAUCAUUCCAGAUUGCUCCCGGCCCAGUGGGCCGAGGCCAUGAUGUUCAGGAUUCGGGAGCUGGUUUUUUUUGGCGAGAAGCGUGCGAAGUUGGGAAAGAGGCAGCCUGCUCCAGAAGCCUCCCUGACCCCAGCUCCCUCCAAGAUCGAGCGGCCGAAGCCAAAGGCCAAGGGAAAAGGAAAGGGCAAGAGCGAUGCGCCGGAGGAGAGCAAUCCUCCUGCAGCCAGCGAAGAUCCUCGACAUGUGCCGGGAGCUCGGGCUUCUACAGUUUCCCCUGUUCACUGGCUGAAUUCAUCUUUUCGCUUUUUGCAGAAACUUGGUGGAUCCUUUUCAAAGUUCCUGCGUUCUUUUCAUCGAAAGCCAGCUACUUCUUCGUGUUUGAAGAGUACCGCCAAAAUGUGGCCUAUGCCGCUUCCUUUUCCGGGAGCCUUGCUGGAGACGUGCUUGGAUUCCAACACGAGAGCAUUGCAGCGAGGUUUGAACCUUUGCGUCGCUGCACUUGAUUGGGUCUUUUUGAAUAGGCCCUCUACUUGCCCUCUUGAAAUUGUGAUUCCAGCAAAGUUGAGCCGUCUCCGGUGGCGGGUGGUCCGAUGCAUGGAAGGUGCAGUUUUGGCGUGGAUCAAGUGUUCUCCGAUUGACUCCACAGCAAUGGGUAGAUCGGCGGCAAAGGUGGAAGACAUUGAGAAGGCCCUGCACAAGCUUAGUGUUUUUGAAGGCCAGGUCUUUUCAGUGUUUCAGGAAGUUUUUGCUGACAACUCUGGUUUGGGUUCAGUCAGACGGCCCAUUUCGAAGAUGGCCCCUGGCUUGCAGCGUGUUUCUCCAGGAGUUGUUUGUGGCGUUUUGCAAGGAGAGGAUAUGCAGGUUGCUCGGCCGAUUGUGGCCUCUAGAAUUGAUUUCCGAGGAGAACCUUCUUUUGAUCCUUCACCUUUCUUAGAUGCCAGAGCCAGAAAAAUCUUCAAUUGCCCAAUAAAAGCAGCACUGAGUCCAGAAGAAGCGCCAGAAGCUCCGCCUGCUGUAAAGAUUUUUGCGUCAGAAGGCGAGAAGUGGGCUUUGUUGCGUAAGUUGGACAGUACCGGCAGACUUGGUGUGUUUCGGUUAAGGCAGGCUUACCCUGGUUACGCAGUUGCCAAAGACAUCGAAAAAGACCGACUCAUUUUUGACAACCGUCCUUUCAAUUGCCUUGAGCAGCCUCCGAACAAAUGGAUUAGCUCUAUGGGUGCGUCUUCUUGCCUCCUUGAACUCCAGAUGUCACCAGGGGAACGUAUGCUCUUGUCAGGGGCAGACCUCAGAGAAUUCUACUACAGUUUCUCUGCCACCCAGGAGCGGGUUAUCCGAAAUUCCCUGAUUGGCCCUGUCUAUGCCCAAGAUAUCAGAGACUUCAGGUGUUAUGAUGCAUCUUUGGAAGGGGCUGGUCCCUUAUUGUUCGGCCUAAAGACUCUGGCGAUGGGCGACUCUUGCGCGGUGGAGAUAGCGCAGACGGCACAUUUGGGUAUCUUGGUGCAGCAGUGCGGGUUAGUGGACGAAUCAACACUGGUUUCUAUGACUUUACCGCCUCCACGAAGCCCUAGCAUGCUUGGUGUGGUUAUUGAUGACCUUAUACUUUUCGAACUUGUGGCAAGAGGUGUUUCUGUCAGCGAUCCUUCAGUGAAGACUGGGAAGAUGUUAGAUAAGGCUUUGGAAUCCUAUGAGCGACUGGGGCUGAUAGCUCAUCCCGGAAAGACUUUUCGCUUGGAGGAAGAGGCAGAGUUUUGGGGUAGCCAUCUUGACGGAGUUUCAGGUGCAGUAAGAGCAAAUCUGAAACGGGUGGUGCCUCUGGUUUUUGCCACAGUAGGAGUCAUCAAGCUUGGUAUCUGUACUUUGUCCCUUCUGAAUGUGCUGGUUGGAUCUUGGACUUCAGUUUUCUUGUACAAGCGGCGAAUGUUGUCCUUAAUCAAUGUGAGCUACGCAGCUCUUCAUUCCUCAGAAGAUCCUCGCGCAGUUUUGAGGUUGUCUGAUGAGUUGUUGUCGGAACUUAUUUUGAUCGUCAGUUUGGCACUGUUAGCAGUCACCUUUUUGACAGCCGAAAACUCCAAUUUUGUUUUUGCCUCGGACGCUUCGUCGUGGGGCUUGGCAGUUUGUAAAGCCCCCCUGCCGCUUUGGCUGCGGGGAGAAAUCCAUCGCCAUAAACUAAGGAAGAGCACAUGGGUAAAACUGCUUUCCCCUUCAAAGGCUUUGGAUAGGUUACAUGGAGAGCUUCAAGCAUCGGAUGAGCUGCCAAGCGGUGAAGUCUUGUGUAGUCAUCCCCUCCACUCUCUUUUGAUUACUGGCUUGCAAUUUGAAGAAGUUUGUCGUGCUCGAACUCGGGACGGCUCCCACAUCAACAUUGGAGAGUUGCGCGCCAUGACUCGGUCUGAGUAUGAAGCUGCUCUGACUGGGUUUCCAAACAGAACCAUGUAUCUAGGAGAUUCUCAGGUUGCUCUGGGAUGCUGGAUAAAGGGCCGAUCGAGCUCUUAUGGGUUGAACCAGGUCUUGCAGCAGAGUUUGCCGGUCCAUCUGGGGUGCGGGUUGAUCUCAAAUGGGGGGUAUGUUCCAACAGAUGUGAGUGUGGCGGACGACCCCACUCGCGGCAAGGCUAUUCGCCCUCCUGCAUGUGAGCUACCGAGUUGGAUGCCCGAUUGCACAGAGCUGAGUUUUGCAGACCGGUGUUGUCAGCUUGAUGAGUUUUUAGUUUCACUUGGUGCAGAUUCAUUUGAACUUUCUGGCCUUCCACCUUUUGAAGAGCUCCGUACAGUUGAGAGUUUUCCUUUGCUUCCUUCUCGCUCCUUGCGCAGCAAGUCAUAUUUUGCCCAGAAACGGGCUGCAAAGACAGCACGUAAGAGCCAGAGCCCACAAGCGUUCCCCAAAGAGGUUGGUCGUGCGAAGUUUGCUUUUCCUUCCCCAUCGCCAUUGUCAGAUUUUUCAUGGCCGGAAGAAGCAGUCAGUUUGUUGAGUCGGCUUGAUGCAGCACAAUUUAUUUUCCCAAAGAGCUGGUCCGUUCCCUCGAGUUGGCGGCCUUGUGAGAGUCUUCCGCAAUGCAAGGGAUACCUUGAUUUGUAUUCUGGCCAAAAAGGAGUUGCACGUGCAAUAGUGGAAGAAGCUGCCGUUUGGUCGUUGACAUUGGAGAUUGAGGAUGGCGAGGCUCAGAAUUUGGCCGAUUCAGAACUUAGGGUUCUCAUAGGUCGUUUGAUCCAGCUUGGUGUUUUCUUUGCAUUAGGCGUCGUGGUCUUGGGGUUAUUCAACACUCAAAAAUUUCAUCAGCGGAAGUGGUUGCAGCGUUGGAUUUCAUUUUCAGUGGAUUGCAUGCUGGAGAGCCCCUUUAUGCUGGAUCACCAUCUUCGUUUCGACGGCGGUGGGAUGCCAUACUCGAAGUGGGGGCACUUUCGGUUUUUGGUGAGCUGCCUUUUGACUGCAGACUGCGAAUUGAGCGAGCGGCGGAACUUUACUCUUUUUUGCUCCCUGGUCCUAGUUUUCUGGCGGCGCCUAGCUCCACCUGAGUACUCGACUCAGCCUACGGCCGCGUCUGGACGAAAAACUCGGCGUGUGUCCAAGUGGAAGUCUGAUCUCGGCCCACCACCCCGGUGGAAAGGGGGCUUUUCCUUUUGUUUGGCUGGCUGUGACGAUUGCUUCUCUGCAAAUUUGCACUUGGGCGCCAUCCAAUAUUUCAAGCCCCUCAACAUCGAUGUCAUUUUUGGAUGCCUUCACUGGCAGAGCCUGCAGGACGAAAAACUCGGCGUGUGUCCAAGUGGAAGUCUGAUCUCGGCGUCUGUCCAAGUGGAAGUCUGA